UCUUCCUUUUCCGAGCAGAAACGUACAAAUACCCUUCCCGUUGAAUUGCCGUUUCUCUAAGCCGCACAGUCUCAAGGGUGAGAAACACCACUGCGAAAAUUGCAAACCUAUUACUGCUUUUCUCUCGUUGAUGCUUGUUUGCCGCAUGAAGGCCAUUAAGCAUACUGGGUGCAACAGAGCUCAGGCAAAUAUUCAGUGAUGAAAAGUAGGACAUUGCCUCGUUCCCAUGAAAUUCUCAUUCUCAUCCAAAAAAUGGUGAAACUCCCACCAGAAAAAGCGCUCUUCUUCUUCAAUUGCUUAACCAACCAAGGUGUUAGUCACACCCACCAAUCGAUAUCCUUCAUCUUAAACUGUCUCCUCACCUCUGGCAUGCUAUCUGAAGCCCAAUCUCUACUUGUGCGGAUGAUCGCUGGACGAUUCUCGUGUAAGUUCUCUCCAUCUUCACCUACGGGUCAGCUAACUGAAACCUGUUACUUUUCAGAGGCAACUUGUGCCCUUCUUUAUGAAGCACUUGUUAAUGCCUAUCUUCAUUCUAAAUUACAUAAUCAAGCCCUCUAUAUCUUUAAACAGAUGAUUGACAAGGGCAUUGUUCCAAGACCAAAAACGUUCAAUAAUGUCUUGAGCUCACUUGUUAGAUCCAAUUGUUUUGGAGAAGCAUGGCAGAUUUUUAACGAAGCAAAGGGUAGGCCUAUGCUAGAUAUAUACAGCUUUGGGAUUUUGAUCAAGGGUUGCUGUGAAGCUGGUGACAUGAUUAAAGCUUUUCAACUUUUUGCUCAGUUGGAAAAGUUGGCAUGGCCUCCAAAUGUUGUCAUAUACACUACGUUGAUUAAUGGCUGCUUCAAGAAUGGUGAUUUUCAGCUGGCAAAGAAGUUGUAUUGCACGAUGCAGAAGUUGCGUCUGGUACCCAAUCCUCAUACCUACACGGUGUUAAUCGAUGGGUUUUUCAAGCAAGGGCUAAAAACCGAAGGAUUUCAAAUGUAUGGGACUAUGAAGCGCAACCAAGUUGUCCCUAAUGGUUAUACUUACAACUGUGUGAUUAAUGAACACUGCAAUGAUGGGAACAUGGACGAAGCUUUUAAGGUGUUCGAGGAAAUGAGUGAGAAAGGUGUGGCAUGUGGUGUUGUGACGUACAAUAUUUUGAUUUGUGGGUUGUGCCGGGUGAAGAGGAUCUGGGAAGCUUUGAAGUUGCUUGAUCAAGUAAACAUUGUUGGUCUACGUCCUAACGUAAUCACAUAUAACACACUAAUAAAGGGCUUUUGUGAGGCUGGAAAGAUGGACGUUGCAGUUAGACUAUUCAACAAACUGAAGACCAACGGACCAUCUCCAUCCUUAGUCACAUAUAAUACACUGAUCGCAGGAUAUGCUAGGACUGGAAAUUUAGAAAAAACUCUUCACUUAGUCAAGGAAAUGGAAGAGAGAAGCAUUGCUCCUUCCCAAGUAACAUAUACAACUAUACUUGGUGGCUUUGUAGGGCUAAAUGAGAUUGAGAAAGCAUUUGGAAUUCUUUCUUUUAUGGAAAAGUCUGGUUUGGCCUCGGAUGUUUGCACUUACAGUGUCCUAAUACACGGCUUAUGUAGCAGCGGCCGUAUGGAAGAAGCAUCAAGACUGAUCAGAUCAAUGGGUGACAAGAACUUAAAACCAAACAGUGUGAUAUAUAAUAUCAUGAUUCAUGGUUACUGCAGACAAGACAACUCUUAUAGGGCCCUAAGGUUGCUUGACGAAAUGGUGGAGAGUGGAAUGGUGCCAAACGUGGCCAGCUUCAGCUUGACAAUCAGAGUUCUUUGCAGGGAUGGGAAGUGGGAGGAAGCUGAGAUGCUUCUCAGAGAGAUGAUAAAUUCAGGAUUACAGCCUUCAGUGUCUUUGUCCAAUUUAAUUUCCCAAGCCAGAAGUGGCAUACUGAAUGCUCACUGUAGCUGAGAAUUCUUUAUUAUACUAAUGUUAACAUUCUUUGUACCGUUUCUCUGUAAACCGAAGUUAUAAUUAUGAUCAUUCGGGCCUUUUUU
This is a messenger RNA of Neltuma alba, 2003 nucleotides long. Its product is annotated as pentatricopeptide repeat-containing protein At4g11690. Lineage: Eukaryota; Viridiplantae; Streptophyta; Magnoliopsida; Fabales; Fabaceae. Gene Ontology annotation, molecular function: protein binding. The transcript has 2 exons. Bases 199 to 1917 code for a protein of 572 amino acids. The record is from RefSeq and is a predicted model, not a curated record.